Molecule: messenger RNA, 3578 nt
Organism: Synchiropus splendidus (mandarinfish)
Lineage: Eukaryota; Metazoa; Chordata; Actinopteri; Syngnathiformes; Callionymidae
Gene: nexn
Product: nexilin (F actin binding protein)
Exons: 14
Coding region: 139-2703 (854 amino acids)
Biological process (GO): dendrite self-avoidance; axon guidance; homophilic cell-cell adhesion
Cellular component (GO): axon; plasma membrane
Molecular function (GO): cell-cell adhesion mediator activity
Source: RefSeq, a predicted model, not a curated record
UCCGCUAGUCUGACCGCGGUGGCCUCGCGUCUUCUCCCACCUGGAGGAUUUAUUCUUCAUCCCCAGUUAAAAAAAAAGUGGACCACAACCACGUGGAGCAGUUCUUCCUGUUUGUCAACUUGUCACUGUGGUGCAAACAUGACUGAGGUGGCGCAGGUCGCGGCUGCAGUCGUCGAUGACGUUGAUGAUGUCACAACUGAGGAGCAAAAUGGCAGUGAAGUGGAAGACCAGGAAGAAGACAUGACCCAGGAGUGUGAGGAGGAUGUGGCAGAAGAUGCAGAUGACGUUGCUGAUGAGAAGGAAAAAGACAAUCCUGACACUUGUCAGGAGAAGCAAAUGAAUGGAGUCAAGCCCAAAGAAAAAAGCCAGGCGGAGACGAGUCAGGAAUCCCAAACAUUAAAUGGUGAUGCCAAGAACACACAAGAGGGAGAGGCUGACAUUGAGGACCAGAAUGUUUCAGACGUGAUCCUGAGAAAAGAGAAACUGAUGAGGUCCCGAAAGCCUGUGGCCAGGAGCUACGUUCCCAAGGUGUCCAAGGAGAAGGGAGAGGUGACGGGCAAGUUCGAAGCCAUGCAGAAGGCCAGAGAGGAGCGCAGCAGAAAGAGGAACCAGGAUGAGCAGCAGAAGAGGAAAGAGCAGUACAUCAAGGAGAGGGAGUGGAAUCGGAGGAAGCAGCAGAUAAAAGAACUUCUGGCUUCCAGUGAUGAGGAAGAGGAAGUGAAACCAGCGAAGGUGGAAAAAUCAUACGUCCCUAAAAUCACAGGUAGUGUCAAAGGGAAGUUUGCGGAAAUGGAAAAGCAAAGACAAGAGGUGGAGAGGAAGAGGAUGGAAGAAGAGCGGAAGAGGAGAGAGGCCCAGGACAAACUGGAGAAGGACAAAAUAAAGAAAGAACUGGCCAAGAAAGCGGUGGAGGAAGGGGAUGACACCUUUCUUGUUCGAGUGGUCCCUGCAAAACAAUCGCGACAACCUGGAAGAAUCAAGAUGAACUUCGAAGACAUGGAAAAGAAUCGAGAGGCGGAGCUGCAGAAAGUAGCUGAGGAGGAAAAGAAGAGACGAUAUGAUGAGAACAGGCGCUCCUUCAGGGAGGCGAAGCGUCACUCUGCACUUCCAGAGGAUGAGGAGGAGAAGCCCCAGGAGAAGUCGCAGGUCAUACCUGGCAAGCUGAAGAUGACAUUUGAAGAGCUGGAGAAAGAAAGACAAGAGCAGAGGAGGAAGCAGGCAGAAGAUGAGGCGAAACGACGCCUUGAAGAGGAGAAGAAAGCUUUUGAAGAGGCCAGGAUGGGACAGGACGAAGAUGAGGGAGACACUCAGCCAUCGCUGGAGGACAAAGAGGAGCUCAGACCUGGAAAACUCAGGCUGAGUUUCGAGGAACUUGAGAAACAAAGGGUGGAGGAAGUACGCAAGAAAGCAGAGGCCGAGGCACAAAGACGAAUGGAGGAGGAGAGGAGAGCCUUUGCACAAGCCAGGAAAAGCAUGCUUGUCGAUGAGGACGAUGAGGUCCUGAUGGCCUUGCUCAACCUAGAGGGCAGUAAACCUGGAAAAAUCUGCGCCAGUUUUGAGGAUCUGGAGCGGCAGAGACGUGAGGAGGAGCAGAGGAGGGCAGAGGAGGAGGCCAAAAAGAGACUGGAGGAAGAGAAGAGGCUCUUCGCCGAGGCACGCAAGAACAUGAGCGCUGGUGUGGAUCAGGAAAAUUCUGCAUAUGGAGAUGAAACAGUGGACGAUGAUGACGGUUUGCUGGUCAAGACUGAGUCGCAGGAAGCGCUGCACCCAAGAAGACUUGAAAUCAACUUUGAGGAGCUGCAGAAAGAAAAGGAGGCAGCUGAAAGGAGGCGCAAAGCCGAGGAGCGCAAGAAGAAACUGGAGCUGGAGAAGCAGGAGUUUGAGCAACUCAGACAGGAGAUGGGCGAGGAAGAAGUGAAUGAAAGCUCAGACGUUGUGAGCAAAGAGUACGAAGAGCUGACCAAACUGAAGAGGACAGGCUCCAUCCAGGCUAAAAACCUGAAGUCAAAGUUUGAGAAGAUCAAGCAGCUGACGGAAGAAGAAAUUCAAAAGAAGAUCGACAUGGAGAGAGCGAAAAGAAAGGCCAUCGAUGAUGAAAUCAAAGAGAGAGAAGCUGAAAGGCUUCAGGAGGAAGAGGAAGAAGGUGAGACGACUGCGGUGAGGCCAGAGGAGUCCCCGUUCAAACAGAAGGUGGACAUGCGAGCUCGAUUUGAACAAAUGGCCAAAGCAAGGGAGGAUGAGGAGCGGAGAAGGAUAGAGGAGCAGAAGCUACAGAGAAUGCAGUUUGAGCAGCAAGAGAUUGAUGCUGCUCUUCAAAAAAAGAAGGACGACGAUGUUGAAGAGGAGGGAAGUAUCAUCAAUGGGUCAGCAGCUUAUGAAGAUGAGGAAGACCAUGCCAGAUCAGGAGCUCCAUGGUUCAAGAAGCCUCUCAAGAACCAAUCGGUGGUGGAUUCUGAGCCAGUUCGGUUCACAGUGAAGAUCACUGGGGAGCCAAAGCCAGAGGUCACGUGGUGGUUCGAGGGAGAGAUGCUUCAAGACUGUGAGGACUAUCAGUAUAUAGAAAGAGGGGAGACCUACUGCCUCUACCUGCCGGAAACCUUUCCAGAGGAUGAGGGAGAGUACAUGUGCAAGGCUGUGAACAGCCGCGGGACUGCUGCGAGCACCUGCAUCCUCACAAUAGAAAGUAAGACCACCUUGGUGUGACUGCAUGCCUACAUGACUCUUCAGGAUCGAUAUGGAUCGCAUGCUCCUUUUUCUAGUCAAUAAGAACACUGGACCAAGAUGGGUAACUGUUUCUGUUUUUUUUCUGUCUUACAGCCUAUGACUACUGAAGCCCUGCGAAUCUCUCUGACUCAUUUUGUAAAAAAAAAAAGACAAUAACAAAGAAAAAACGAAAUCUCUCAUUGUUUCAAAGCUGAAGGGGAAUAGACGACCUGCAUGUCAUUCCUUGGAGUGAGAUCUGACAAAGAAAAUGUUCUUUACUUGACGCCCAAUUGUAAAGCCGUGCUCCCUGUUAGUGUCGGAAGUUAUGUGCCAAAGACAAACUUUUUAAGAGAUGCAUAAUAGCUGUAUUUUCAGUGAAGACCAGUAGACCCACAAUUAGGCUUCAUCCCAAAAGGUAAAUAAAACACACAUAUUGGCAGUAUUGCAAAAGAAAAAAAGAAGCAGGAAAUGUUUUUGAGCAACAUGGUUAAAUCUAUUCUGCAACAUGCUUUAAAGCAACACAUGAGUGGCAGUGUCUGAAUCCACAUUUCAAGGAGCCAACUGAGUUGAGUUGGCGUUAUUAUUUCAUAAAUAUCUGUGUUGCUCACGGAUACAAAGCUUGCAGUAAUUGAACAACAGAACACUCACAGCAGUUUUAGAAUUCAGUCCCAGCUCUUGACUUACAUCUUUGUGUAACUCGGAAAAAAAAAUCACGUGUUUUGAUCUCACUUAUUUGUUUUCACAGCAUUUGAAUGUGUACCAAUCUUGGUACAGUUGUCUGCCAGAUGUGUUUCGCUGUGCUUGCUUAAUGGUUUUGAUGAUCAAACAGUCAUAGGGUUGAAAUAUUUGUUAUAUGAAUAAAAUGUUUUAUUAAA